AUGACCACCACACUAUGGGACCCAGACCGAAUCCUCCAAAUCACCAAGGGCCCUCACGAGCGAGGCAUGUUCUGUCUUGGUCGCGCGCGCUCCAGAUACGACAGUCGAUGUCGCUGGGACAUCCCCUACACAAAAUACCAGAUUGUCCGGGAAACAUUGGACGAGAUAGCUGCGAAACUACCACAUGAGAUAUACGACGACGAGCUUAAAGUAUUAGCUAAGUGGGGAUUAUGCGAUUAUCAUAGUGGCCAGGUGCAUGAGGUUGUGUCAGGAUGGCAUUAUGCCCUUGCUAGUCUUGCAAAUUUAUACUCGGCGUAUAAAGAGCGGGCAGAGACGAGCCAUACAGUACAUCAGAUACUUCAAGCCGAGGUCAAGAGAUGUCGCGAUUUGCUCCCACCAGACGAAGAUAACCCGCAGAAGAACCUCUCGGUCUUAUUAAAGAGGCAUAUGCGCAAGUACUCGGAGCUGGUAGAGGCGGGAAAGGCAAAUUCAGCGUUGGCGAAUAAACUGCAAGAGGAGAGGAGGGGAGAGGAGGACAAGAUGCGGGAGAUGAGUGAUUUACAGGCUAAGCUUGAGACCAGUGAGAAAAAGUGUCAAGCUUUGCGCGAAGAGAAUGCCGGUCUGGUGGUAGAGGUUAGAGCAAAGGGAGAAGAAUGUGAACGUCUCCAAGAACAGCUGGGGGAAGCCACGGCCGAAUUCUCCGAUAUGCAACGCGCCAAUGAGAAACUUAGAGAUGUCAAUGAAGAGAUGCGCAAAGAGGUUGAUGACAAGCAGGGACAGCUGAACGAGAUCACAGCCGAAUUGUCUGUUGUGCGAUGCAACAAUAGCAAUCUCAGAGAUGCCAAUGAAGAGAUGCGCAGAAAGAUUGAGAGAAAGCAGGAACGGUUGAACGAAAUCAGAGGCGAUUUGUUCGAUAUGGGAUUCGCCAAAGACAGCCUCGAAGAUGCCAACGAAAAGAUGCGCAGAGAGGUCGACAGCAAGCAGGAACAGAUAGAAACCAUUACUGCUCAACUUGCUAGCGUCUCGGCGGACUUGGACAGCACUAAGAACGAAUUAUCAGUCGCUUGUGAAACAAAAACACAAGUCCAGAACGAUCUUCGAGAAGCAGUCGAGGAAAUCAGCAAUCUUCAAGCUCAGCUCACCGAGAUCCAUGAACAACAGUCCACUACCAUCUGGUGCAAGAUUAAGCGUUGGAUUCGUGAGAAAGCUUCAUGUUUAUCUCGGUAUAGACGCAGAUAUGGAAUGCGGGAUAAAGAGGAAGAGGUUGCACUUGCUCCUGUAAAGCCGAUUAACGUUGGAUGA
Molecule: messenger RNA, 1302 nt
Organism: Aspergillus niger
Lineage: Eukaryota; Fungi; Ascomycota; Eurotiomycetes; Eurotiales; Aspergillaceae
Exons: 1
Coding region: 1-1302 (433 amino acids)
Source: RefSeq, a predicted model, not a curated record